UAGCGUGCUGAGUUACUCAGUACGCAAUCCGCGUCCACUUCAAUCCCUCCAUCGCACGAGUCGCGCCCGAGCUCAUGUCCAUGGCGGAUUCCAUGGCGAGUUCUUCAUCCAUCUCUCAAGUUCUCAUCAGAUUAUCUGGACCCAUCCGAGAAACCCUAGAAAUCACUCCGUACACUCCACCCGAUGGCCCCAACAUCUCCAUCAAAUCCAAUCUCCUAUCUCUCCUUCCCCCAAACCGUAGAGAAAGCAUUCGAGUCGAAAUCAGAGACUUCUGCCUCUGCUGCGCGGCUUUGGCUUCUGCCGCUAGCUUGGACAGCGGUCCGAUCUCUUGGAUUCCCAGACCUCUGUCUGCCGCAGCGAAUUCCGCUGUGGCAGAGCUCUCGGAAGCUGUUUACAGAGGUUCGGAUGGGGAUGGAUUGAUUGGAGCCGGAGAUUCUGAUGCGCAUUUCUCUUUGGCUCCGAAGGAGAGCAGAUUGGUCGGGGAGCUGAUGCCGGACGUGUUACCAUUGCUUACGGGGGUGAUUAAGGAGAGCUCAAUCGGCUCCGAGGAUGAUGAUGAGAUUGCUGCUGCUUCUGCACGGGCCCCGGUCGCGGAAGCGAUCGUUGCCGCACACCAGUUCCGAUGGUUCGUCACACAGGUCAAUUACCCAUAUUUGGGGAAAGUAUGCAAUUUAGUGCUUCCUUGCGCAUUGACAGCUUUGGAUCACUGGUCACCGGAAGUGAAGGGCCAGGGUAUGGUGAGCUUGAUACAUCUAGCAAAGAAUGUGAAUGCAGCUGAGCUAGGUUGGUAUGAAGAUGUAGUUCUCGAUGCAUGCUGUCGGAAUAUUGCUUCUAGUGAUGAGCUGUGGCAUUAUGUGGUUGAGAUGUCUGUGCUUUUGGUGACUUGUAUUCAAAGGCGGAACCCUCGUAGUCCUUGGUUUGAGAGGAUGCUAAGUGAGAUGCUAGGCCACUUGGAGCGCCAACCAAAGAAUAAGCAACGGUGUAUGUCAUGGCUUCAACUGAUUGAGCCACUUUUCAAUGCCAUGGGACUUGUUCUAUUGGCCCAUUUCAGACGCAUUUUUCCUCUUUUCUUUAAGUGGAUGCAUGUCGAUGAUGAUGAAACUGUUCUACUGGUCCUCGAUCUCGUCCACACAAUUGUAAAGUUAACAUGGAUCAGGAACACACCAUAUAUUGACAGAUUAGUAGAUGAGCUUAUCCUUAUAUACAAGGAAUCAGCAAUGAGAAAGGGUCGUGAAGCAAUCCGUUCGCGAGUUCUUCAGAUAUUGCUCUCAUUGCAGCAAUGCAAGGGCCCACGUUUCGCAGCAGCUUGGGACAAGCACAAGGAUGACCCAAACCUAACUUCUCUUGCAUUGACCUUCGGGAAAAUCAACACUAUCUCUGUUGUGCAGUAAUGGAAAGUGCAAGAACUCUUAAAGCUGUAUUCAGGUAGGAACUGGAUGAAUAGGUAACACUUGAGCUAAGAACUCUUAGAAUAUGGGUCAACGAAAUGGGCAGUUCUUGUGUGCGUGCUGGCGCCUGCAUCACCUGGAUCAUGGUUUCUCCAGAAGUUGGGAUGGAUCUUGUGAAAGAAGAAUUGCAUGAUCAUUUUGUAUAAUAGGGCCCAUGCAUUCUUGAUCCAAAUCAUUUAUGUAAUUUUUUAUUUAUUUUUAUUAACCAUGUAGACCACCAAUUGGACAGUUUGGAUUUAGGACUGCCCCAUCAGGGGCAAUUUUGGAGUCCAUCCGUGGUUGGGCCAUCAGAUCAAUUAUAUACCAUCAAACCAUGGGCCCCACUUGUACAGACUGAAAGAUUGAGUAUACAAUGCACAACCUCGUGUUGAGGAUCGUAAAAGUAUGUGAUUUAUUAUUAUUAUUAU
This is a messenger RNA of Magnolia sinica, 1855 nucleotides long. RefSeq lists its product as uncharacterized. The coding region runs from base 75 to 1391 and encodes 438 amino acids. The record is from RefSeq and is a predicted model, not a curated record. The transcript is spliced from 9 exons. Lineage: Eukaryota; Viridiplantae; Streptophyta; Magnoliopsida; Magnoliales; Magnoliaceae.